This is a messenger RNA of Acinonyx jubatus (cheetah), 8505 nucleotides long. It is a transcript of the gene TMEM69, whose product is annotated as transmembrane protein 69. The record is from RefSeq and is a predicted model, not a curated record. The coding region runs from base 808 to 1560 and encodes 250 amino acids. NCBI's taxonomy places the organism in Eukaryota, Metazoa, Chordata, Mammalia, Carnivora, Felidae. The transcript is spliced from 3 exons.
UGAGCAGGGGAGGGGCAGAGAGAAAGGGAGACAAUCCGAAGCAAGUUCCAGGCUCCAAGCAAGCUGUCAGCACAGAGCCCGACGUGGGGCUCAAACUCACAAACCGGGAGAUGUGACCUGAGCCGAAAUCCCACACUUAACCAACUGAGCCACCCAGGCGCCCCCAUACUCUUUAUUUCUUAAUACGUUUCCAGGUCCAAGCAACGAGAAUGGAAAUAAAAACAGUUUUGUUUUUCUUAGUAGUUCAGGACCCUAAUACAUUGUAAGAUGUGGCCCAUCGAUCCUAGAAACCCUGUUAUGAGUUCCAGGGAUGGCAAACAAUUUGGCCAAGUCACACGACCUAGACUCCAAAUCUCUCCUACCACUAUCACUUGUCAUUGUUUCAGUAGUUACACUCUACCUUCCCGAACUCGGAGGGGCAGAUUCUGCUGGCUGGGAAACCUAAAAGAAAGACCAUUCAGGCAUCCUACAGACUUCAAAAGCUGGCUUCCAGAGUUAAGAUUUAAAAUAAUAACCCAAGAUGGAAAGCCUGGCAUGGGAACCAGUUCAGCGCCGGUCAAGUUCCCACCCGGACUGUUCCCCAACCCGCCCCUUCUCAGGAAGUGGGGAGGGACUGUUACCACCUACGUGCCGGAAGUUGCCUUUUCCUGACUACCUGGCUAUUCUGGCGGCUCAGCUUUAUUUACAUCUCCUGAUUCCAAGGUGGCAACAGCAUACUUCUGAUUCAGCCCCUCCACUUAGCUGUAAAAAUGAAUUAAUCAGAACUGCCUGGCAUCUUCCUGAGCAAGACUUUCAAUUGGACCCAGCAUGCUUCAUUUCAUCCAGAAGUUUUCUCAGGCAUCUUCAAAGAUGCUGAAGUACCCUUUCACAUUCCGACUAGGAGCCAGCAGAAUAGAAACACUUUCUCUCAAGACAUGUCUCCAGCAAAACUUUUCCCCUUUGUUGCCAGGGCCUUGGUUUUUCUCAUCAUUUCCAGUGUAUAUGAACAAGACACAAUACUAUCAUACUUCCCCAUGCAGCUUUAAGAAGCAGCAGAAGCAAGAAGUCCUUCCAACCAAGCCACCAGGCACCAUAACUUUCCUGCUUGAAAGCCCAAAGCCACUAUUAUACAUAAUCCUGGCAGGAGUAAUCCCCUUUGUUGCUCCACCACUGGUCAUGGUGAUGGCAAAGACUUAUAUCCCCUUAUUAGCUUUUACUCAGAUGGCUUAUGGAGCCAGUUUCCUAUCUUUCUUGGGAGGGAUCAAAUGGGGUUUUGCUCUGCCAGAAGAUAAUACAGCCAAACCAGACUUCCUCAGUUUGGCUAGUAGUACGCCUCCUCUUCUGUUUUCAUGGUUUGCCUUCCUUAUUUCUGAAAGACUCAGUGAAGCUAUAGUCACAGUAAUAAUAGGUUUGGGGAUAGCAUUACACAUUGAACUUUUUCUCUUGCCACAUUAUCCCAACUGGUUCAAAGUCCUUAAGAUAGUAGUCACUUUAGUGGCUUUGCUUUCAUUUGUAAUCACUUUACUAGUUAAAGAUAUUUAUCCAGAGAAAGGACUCAAGAAGCCUGGUCAAGUAGAAUAAAUAUAAAAACUACUUUGUAGAUAAUGUUAGCAUGUUGGCUACAAGCCUCAUAAAGUUGUGUUUUGGCAUCACCUUUUUCUUCUUCUCCUGUUUAGCUUUUGUUCCCCAUCAGUGGUUAUUUAUUCACAGAUUUUUUUUUUUCAUUUCUAGAAAUCUUUAUUUCCUAGGAAUUACUUGAUAAGAGUUUGAAAAUCCCUAACAAGUCAUUUUCACUUUAGGUUACAUUUUUCAGUGUGUAUGAAUUAUACAUAACAUUUUAAUGUUUUACUUGUUUUGAAAAACGUAAAAUGAAAAAAAAUAUAUAUAAAAUGAUAAAAAUGAAAAUCCUUUUUGCUAGAGCCUUAUGAUCAUUGAAAAAAGACAUGCAUAUUCUCCCAUAAGAGGAAAACUCUGUAUCCAUGAUAGUUUGAAAAUAAUAGGUGGUUCCGUUGUGGGGUUGUCAUUGCAAUUGGCCCUGAGAAUUGCAUUUCCAAGCUCAUUUUAUCUGGUAUAAUCUAGUUAUAUGAGCUGAAAGGAUCUGUGGCUCUAAAAGUCAGUAGGGAGCAGUAUCAUAAGGGGAAAGCCAUAUUCAAAGAAAAGCUGGACACAUUUUCCAGUUUGUAUCCAAUUUUUAUAGACACAACCCCAUCUUCAAAUAUCAUCAGCUGGUCAAAAAAUUUUUUAAAUAAAGUCACAAGUAUGUAUAAAUUAGGAAAAGUAAAGCUGGAGCCAUCUUGAUGUUCUAUCAAGCAGGGUGAUCUAGUUUUACACAACUCAGAAGCUGUUUUAAAAACAGAAGCAACACUUUAGGUUCUAACUUGAAAACAGUCUCUUGAGAUUGUCUUCUAAAAAAAGGAAAAACAAUUUAAUUGGCAGAAGACUAUAAAUCAGUAGGAGCACAUGGGUGACUGUUGGUUAGGUGUCUGACUGAAUCUCAGCUCAGGUCAUGAUCUCAUGGUUUGUGAGUUUGAGCCCCACAUCAGGCUCUGCUGGCAGUGCAGAGCCUGCAAGUGAUUCUCCCUCUUUCUCUGCCUCUCCCCUGCUUGCUCACUCUCUCAAAAUAAAUCAAUAAACUUAAAGAAUAUAAACCUGGUAUAUGUUAUCUUUGGAUAAUGUAUUCAAAUAUUAGUUAACUUGAUUUUCAUAAAUUGUGUGUUGAAAUCCUAGCCCCAAUAUCUCAGAAUGUGACCUUAUUUGGAGACAGGGUCUUUACAGAGGUAAUAAGGCUAAAAUGAGGGCAUACGAGUAAGCUGUAAUGUAAUAUUACCAGCAUUCUUUUUUUAUUACCAGUAUUCUAAUAACAAGGGAAAACUUAGAGAUAAACAUGCAUACAGGGAAAAUUGCCAUGUAUACAUGAAGGUGGCCAUCCACAUUCCAAGGAUUCCUAGAAUACAUGCCUUCCUUUCAGCCCUCAGAAGGAACCAACUACCAACAAGUUGAUUUUAGACUUCCAGCUUCCAAAACUAUGAGACAAUAAGUUUUGUUUAAACUUCUGUGGUACUUUGUUACACCAGCCGUAGCAAACAAAUAUAAUACCACAGAGCUAGACCUUGUUCUGAUCAGUGAGAAUCUUACCAAUAAAACCACACAAUCCUUCUUUAUUAAUGCAGAGAAUAUGUUACCUACAGUCUGACACUAAAGAAAAGAAACCUUACACUUUAGAAGCUCUUUCUCAGAUUCUACUCACAGUGUUUUGGUGAGGAAACUGCUUCUAAAUUACAUGAGGACUGCACAAAUUAAAACUUCUCUGAUCUCAAAUUCAUCUUUCAGAAUAGGGGCAAGUCACUUAAGUUAGUUGCCCAAUUUCAAUAAACGAGGCAGGCAAAUGCACUUUGCAAGUGAAUUACAGUGUAUGAUUCUUUAAGAAAACUGAUUCUAGGGGCACCUGGGUGGCUCAUCAGUUAAGUGUCAGACUUCAGCUCAGGUCAUGAUGCACAGUUUAUGAGUUUGAGCCCUGCUUUGGAUUCUGUGUCUCCCUCUCUCUCUGCCCCUCCCCCACUCAUGUGCUCUUGAGCUCGCUCGCUCUCAAAUAUUAAAAAAAAUUUUUUUUAACUGAUUUUAAAGUACAUCCAACUUUACAUUGCACAGGACGUCUUGAAGUAUAUUAGAUUGUCAAAUAUAAAAAAAAUUUUUUUUUAAGUUUAUUUAUUUUGAGAGAGACAGAGAGCAAGCGGGGUAGGGGCAUAGAGAGAAAGAAUCCCAAGCAAGCUCUGCACUGUCAGAGCAGAGCCCGAUGCAGGGCUUAAAUUCAUGAACCAUGAGAUCAUGACCUGAGUUGAAGUCAGACACUCAACCAACUGAGCCACCUAGGUGCUCCAAGAUUGUCAAAUAUUUUGAAGGAAGAUCACAUUAACAGCUGCUCAGAAAACAGAUUUAAAUGUAAGAACUAAAUGUGCAAGUCCCUAAAGGUAAAACAAAACACUAAAAAACUUGGUCAAUCCUAUUAGUUUGGUGGUGAUCCAGGAACACCACUAAUAAACUAAGUUAUAAGUAAUACAAGGAAAGCAAAAAUCAACAUACUUUAUUAGUACAUUAUUUUUAAAACAGUGUCAUUACCCAAAAAAUAAUAAGCAUUUUUACAAUUAUCUAUUUACAGAGAUUGUCUGGACCUGUUAAGCCCAAACAUGGAUUGUCUUGACAGGUUUCUGCCACCACAAUACAAAAUGCCUCCCUCACAGUGCCAUUUUAGUUUGGCACCAGGCAAUAAUGAGAACUAAAUUACAGUAGUAUUUUUUAAAUCUCUUUUGAACCAGAAUGCAGAUUUUCUAUAACUAGAAAUAUUAAAGGCACAUAAAUUAGAGCUUCAAUAAUUUACAAAUGAUCUUGAUACUUCAUUCCUUGACAUUUUAUACAUCUCAGCCAAGCAUCUAUGACACUUCAGACUUUCAGGAUACCCCAAAGAAAGGGACACAGAGCUUUGUGUCAGCACUACUUGGGCUUUUCUUAAUACAUGCACAUGGUUAAGUUAUAGAAGAAAGUAUCCUUGUGGGCCAAUCCAAAUAUUUUGGAUAUGAGUGCUGAGUCUUUAAUGCUUACCAAAGAUUGUGUAUCUAAAUAAGCUGCUGAUCCCUGUUAACAAUACCCUGAAGAACUUUAGUAAAGAAAAAGGGAAAUCAGGGAUAUACAAAUCAAAUCCUGGAAUCACUAGGUAAACGUAAAUAUAUGCAAGACCUUUAAUAUGUAUGGUUCCAAACGACUAGUGGAAAUAAAUAAAAUAAUGAUCAUGUACACAAAGAAUGUUCCUCAGAACUGGACAGAAAACAUUCUUUAGAAUGUUUCUCAGGUGAAAAAUGAAAAGUUCUGAGAAGCAGUUUUGGAUCAGAGUCCUUUAACUUAACAAUGUCUAUAAAAGCUUCAUAGGUACCUACAAUUCCACUUUUUCCAAGCCAGGCAGUAGGCUUUGUACUAAGUUCAUACUUAGGCUUGCUCAAGUACAAGUAAGCUUUACCAAGGUUGAUGGUGUAAUAAAAUUCCCUCUUCCCAAAGCCAAACUAAGAACUAUUUAGAAAAUAGGUGUUAACCUCCCACUAGGCUCUGUUACCCAUUAUAUUAUCCAAUUGCACUAAUGGACUAUCACUAAGAACCUCCUAGUAAUUCCUCACUUGCAUUUUCAGCAUUAAGACAAAAAAUGUAAGUGAACAAAAGCUUUUUUAACCCUGUGAACAAUAGGCAAAAAUGUAUCAAUCUAUAUAAACAUCUAUACAGAUAGCUAGAUAUUUCCCACAUGUCCCUCCCAGUGUAUCUGCUGCUAAUAAAAAGUCUGGGGCUAUUGAAAACUCCUGGCAUCAAAUGAAAGUAGGGAGUUGUUUCAUUGGCUUUUCUCUGUAGGUUCAACUAUGGCCAUGGAAAAUUGUGCUAUAGACUGAAUCAUGAAUGUACAGACAUCUUUAAACUGUCUCACUAAAAUUCUUAUAUCACAUAAGGGUCAUGUUACAGCUUGGCUUGCCCCGGAGAAACAGCUAAAGGGGCUAUUAGCCAAGAAGCUUCUAGCAAAUCAUUUUUACAAUUAGGACUCUUCCCUUAGGGGAAAAUUCUAGAGCAAAAACAGCAUUGCUAUUGGUAAGCUUAACAAAUUUGUGUGAGUUCUUUAUUAAUUUAGGAUAUGUUCCAUAUCUCCUCUCACUCAAAUUCUUAGAAAAAUCAUUCUUUAGUCAUCUAACCUAUCAAAUACAUGGAAAACUCAACAGAAUCAGAGGGUCCUAUCACCAAAUACAUAUGUGAUUUGCAAACAUUUUAUUUUCAAAAUGUUUCUUGUGCUCCCUUAUGCUUUAUAUUUCAUAGUACAGCAACACCACCUUCACAACGACUGGUGAUCAUGUUACCGAUUUCUGUCCAUGUAUCUGAAUGAGGGUUAUAAACUUCAACAGAGUCCAAGGUACCUGGGGCCAAGAAAUCAUGGCUGGAAGAUCGACCUCCAGAAACAUACAGAAGCCCAUUAACUGCCACAACACACAUGCCUGCUCUAGGCACUUUCAUCGAAGCAACUUCAACCCACUUUUCCUGGUUAAGAGGAAAUAAAAAAAGAGCAGAAAUCAUAAAAUGGUAACAGAGAAAACUGUUGAGAAAUCAGAUACUCUAGUUCUUUUUACAUGUUUAAAUUUCAAACUCACAAUCCAGUCAUAUAAACAUUUUCAAAUGAACUUUUGAGUAGGCAUAGACAAAAGUAACGAGUUUAGAGGAAAACAACUGAAAAACAUGUUUGAUUAAUUAUAAAUCAUGAUCAGGAGACAAUCUAGAAAUCCCUUAUAGGCAUGCGUUCUAUAAAACUAGUUCUAUUGAAUAUAAGUAGGUAAUGCGCACACACACACACACACACACACACACACACACACACACCACAAACCCACAAAGCUCCAAGAAGAAAAAAGCUUCUCUAUACAGAAGGACUUUAAUAUGCUAAUGACCUUUAUUAAUCUCCAAGAUAAUGAUAUGGCUAUCAACACUUGCCCAGUUAUUAACCACGGAAUCCUUUUUUUCAAAGAUCAUCUAGUGGAGUUAAUGAUUUGCAAAAUGUAUUUUCAGAAAAAGUAUAGAUCGGGGGUCAGAAACUAUAGCCUAUUUUGGUGAGAAUGAUUUUUCCAGAUUAAAAGAUUAUUUUAAAAUAUAAGAAUAUUUCAAAUGGUGUUGGGAAAAACAGGACUAUAUGCCAAAGAAUAAAACUGGACCACCUUCUGACACCAUACACAAAAAUAAGCUCAAAAUGGAUCAAGGACCUAACUGUGAGACCUGAAACCAUAAAAAUCCUACAAGACAGCACACACAGCAAUUUCUCUGAUAUCAGCUGUAGCAACACUUUUCUAGCUAGGUCUCCUGAGGAAAGACAAAAAUAAAUAAAAGUAAAUAUAAACUGUUGGGACUACAUCAAAAUAAAAUGCUGUUUUCUUCACAGUGAAGAAAACAAUCAACAAAACAAGAAAACAACCUACUGAAUGGGAGAAGAUAUUUGCAAAUGACAUAUCUGAUAAAGGGUUAAUAUCCAAAAUAUAUAAAGUGCUGUUACAACUCAAUACUAUAAUAAUCAUCAUCAUCAUCCAAUUAAAAAAUGGACAAAAGACAUGAACAGACAUUUCGCCAAAGAAGACAUCCAGAUGGCCAACAGACAUGUGAGAAGAUGCUCAACAUCACUCAUCAUCAGGGAAAUGCGAAUCAAAACUACAAUGAGAUACCACCUCACCCCUGUCAGAAUGGCUAAAAUCAAAAUACAAGAUGGGGCACCUGACUGGUUCAGUUGGUUGGGCAUGUGACUCGAUCUUGGGGUCAUGACUUUGAGCCCCAUGUUGGGCAUAGAGAUUACUUAAAAAAAAAUAGAAAUAAAAAUAUAACACAGGAAACAAAGUGUUAGUAAGGAUGUGGAAAAAAAGGAACCCUCGUGCACUGCUGGUGGGAAUGCAAACUGGUACAGCCACUGGAGAAAACAGUAUAGAGGUUCCUCAAAAAGUUAAAAACUACUGCCUACAAUCCAGUAAUGGCACUACUGGGUAUUUACCUAAAAAGUACAAAAACACUAAUUCAAAGGGACACAUGCACCCCUAUGUUUAUUGCAGCAUUAUUUACAUAGCCAAAUUACAGAAGCAGCCUCAGUGUUCAUCAGUAGAGGAAUGGAUAAAGAAUAGUAUAUGAAUACAGUGGAAUAUUAUUCACCCAUAAAAAAGAAUGAAAUCUCCCCUACAAAAAUGGCUCUUGACAAGAAUAAGGGAACCACGGGGCUCAUCCCACAAUGUCGAUGUUUCAUUUUCAUCAGUGUAUUAGAACUAUAGUUUGCUUUUUAUCCUGAGUAACCUCAAAAUAAACUCUGUAGGACCAGACACAUGUUAUACAUUAUCUUUAAGAGUUGGAUCUAUAAUGUAGGUCUUUAGUAGGCAGAAAAUAACAGUAACAUUUUAGAUUUAUGCACGAAAAACCAAGGUAACUGACUACUGAUAAACACUUAUUUUGGAACAAAAAUCUAUUCAUUUCCAGCCAUAUAGAAAAAAAUAGCAACAGAAAGUGCUCUCAGAAAGUUCAUUUUCUAGAUUCCCAAAUAAGAUCACACAGAAGGUCAAAGGAAUUUGAACUAUCACCAAAGUCUGAAAUUUAUUAGAAAUAAGAAUCAAAAUCAUGCUUUACAAUAAGACAAUUCUAUUCUUGCCACUUCUAUUCAACAUUGUACUAGAGGUUUUAACCAAGGCAAUUAGGAAAGAAAAUGAAAUAAAAGGCAUUGAGAGUGGAAAGGAUAAAGUAAAGCGAUCUCUAUUUAUAGAAGACACAAUCUUGUAUUUGGAAAAUCUUAAGAAAUCCAUAAAAAAAGGGGAGCCUGGGUGGCUCAGUCAGUUAAGCGUCCGACUUCAGCUCAGGUCAUGAUCUCACAGCUUGUGAGUUUGAGCCCCACAUCAGGCUCUGUGCUGACAGCUCAGAGCCUGGAGCCUGCUUUGGAUUUUGUGUCUUCCUCUCUCUCUGCCCCUCCACCACUCACACUCUGUCUCUCUC